CACGUAGCUACCAUGGGAGACGCUCGGGGAGCUCUAAAGCACGGCCACAGCAAUAGCUGCAUCGACCACGAUCCGAAUUCGCUCCAGCAUUUGUUCGAGAACAACCGAAAGUGGCGCGACCGGGUGCUUCAGAAAGAUCCCGAGUUCUUCGAGCGCACUGCGAAGGCACAAACCCCUCGGUACUUGUGGAUCGGAUGUUCAGACUCGCGUGUGCCUGCCGAGGAGAUCACGGGUCUCAACCCCGGUGAGAUGUUCGUGCACCGUAACGUCGCUAACCUUGUCGUAAGCAACGACAUCAACUCGCUGUCCGUCGUGCAGUUCUCCGUCGAGAAACUAAAGGUUAAAGACAUCAUCGUGUGCGGACAUUAUGGGUGCGGUGGAGUGACGGCGGCCUUGAAAAACGCGCAGAUCGGACUACUGGACAACUGGCUGCGUAACAUUCGAGACGUGUGUCGUACGCACAAGGACGAACUGAGUCAGUACAAAACGGACGAGGAGCGUGAGCGUCGCUUGGUCGAGCUGAACAUCCAAGAGCAAUGCCUCAACAUCUUCAAGAUCAACAUGGUCCAGCGUCGCAUGGGUCUUUAUGGAGCUCCGCGUAUUCACGGCAUGGUGUACGACAUCCGUUCGGGUGUCUUGAAAGAGCUGGAGGUGGACUACCAUGGCUUCAUUGCCAAGCACAUGGGCGUCUUCAAUCUGCACACCUUCCGAGAUGGAAAGAUCCCAUCCACCAAGCCAGAAUUCCAGCGCAACAUGAUCCUGAACCUGGUGGAAGAUCACGAAGAAGAGUCGGGAACGGUUAGUAUUCGCUAUAUUUCUCGCAUGCUAAAGCGAGAGACCGAGCUCUUCACAGAGGAAGAAGUGGACUCGGCUAUCAAGGCGAUCCAAGGAAAGUCCAAGAACCCCAAAAAUCCCUUCGUGCAAGUCAGCUCGCUGGUCUCUUAUUUUGCCGGCAAAUGAGAUUAGGACGUAGCUGUCUUUCUACAGUACAAAACAACAGCCUUAUUGGCUUAACGAGCCCCGGUUUUUUAAAGUGAAUGAAUCAACCCUU
Molecule: messenger RNA, 1051 nt
Organism: Phytophthora infestans T30-4
Lineage: Eukaryota; Oomycota; Peronosporomycetes; Peronosporales; Peronosporaceae
Product: carbonic anhydrase, putative
Exons: 1
Coding region: 13-960 (315 amino acids)
Biological process (GO): carbon utilization
Molecular function (GO): carbonate dehydratase activity; zinc ion binding
Source: RefSeq, a predicted model, not a curated record